GCAAAACAGAAAAAUGAAAAUAUGGCAGACUGGGAUUGAAUUGAUUAGAUAUGUUUUUGUUUUUGUCUUGAGUGUUUUUUCAAUUCUGUUAUUGUACGAAUAAUAUAUUUUUGUUACAAACUAUUUUAUUUAACUACUAGAAAUCCAAUAAUAAAUGAUAACUGGAUUUUUUUAUUCCAACCACCAUGAAUCAGAGUCAGGGCGAUGAAAUUUGCUGGUAUCAUCCCAACAUAACCAGGGAGGAAGGUGAAAAACUUUUAUGGGAAGAUCCAAGAAAAAUUAAUGGGCUGUUUAUAGUAAGAGAUAGUGUUUCGUCACCAAGUGAUUAUGUCCUGUCUGUAUUAUUUGAGAGCCAAGUCAACAAUUAUCAAAUAAGAAGACACCAAGAGGAUGCUUUUUUCUCUUUAAACGAAUCAGUCAAAUUUCACGGACUAGAAAAUUUAAUUGAAUACUAUAAAGAAAAUCCUCUUUCUGAUGAUGGAUUGGUCCUUACCGAAUAUAUUGAAGGCUCCCUACCUCCUCAUGAAACUCGAAGAUCUGGGAGCACCAAUUUACUCCAUAGGGCUACUGAUGUAGGAAACUUUACAGUUGUGACGGCUUUACUACAAUCUGGUUAUCCAGGAUAUGAUGCAAAAAAUCAAGAUGGAAAAACUGCCGCUCAUUUGGCGGCCAUUAAUGGAGAAAAUGACAUUUUACGAGAACUUAUUCAUCAUCAAGUAAAUGUCAAUUUGCGGGAUGCGACAGGGGUGACACCAUUGCAUUAUGCCUGCAAAUAUAACAAGCCAGAUACUGUAAGAUUACUAAUAACACUAGGAAAAGCCAAUAUUCAAGCUCGUAAUACUGAUAAUAAUGAGGUUCCUUUGCAUGUAGCGGCCAGUGAAGGACACCUUGAUGUAGUAAAAGAAUUGUUAAGUUUAAGUGCUCCACUUUAUCCCAGAACCAAAAAGGGAUUGGUUCCCGCACAAAUUGCUAGGAUAAAGGGCCAUACUGAAUGUGCAGAAUUUUUAGAAUCGUAUGAGGUUCCUACUCCAAAAGUUACACGGAACGAGUUCUAUCAUGGGACAUUAGAUAGGCAAGAAGCCGAAGAAAAAAUAAAACAAUACAAUCCUAUAAGCGGAGUGUUUCUUGUGAGAUAUAGUGACCGAAAUGGAUUGGAUAUUUUAACGUUAUAUCAUGAAAAAAUUUGGCGUUUUUUAAUAAAGCAACAAGGAGACUUCUUGGUCAUUGAUGAUGGACCUUUAUUAAACUCGCUAGAGCAUUUAGUAGAAUAUUAUAGUACAAUAUGUGAUGGAUUGCCUACAGUUUUAACUUUCCCAAUACCACCUCCUCCAAAACCAGAUGCGCCUCCUAUAUCAACAUUGAAGAAACAGAAGACUGUUAAACCCAAAUUAAGAGUGCCCAUGCCAACUGAAACGUUCAGAAAUGAUGCUCCAAGUUCCAAUAUAUCCCAAAAUAUAGCAUUUAAAGUUGACUUAAAUUUAGUUGGUCUUUAUGAUAAUAAUCUUGAAAGUAAGGAGGAUAAUUUAAUUGAACCUGAUAGACUGAAAAUGGGAACUUUAAUUGGUGAAGGCGAAUUUGCUUCCGUUUUUGAAGGAGCUCUAGUGGAUAGAAAUGGCGAAGAAGUGAAAGUUGCCAUAAAAACUCUCAGAAACGAACAAUUAGAAAGUAGCAGAGAAAAUUUCCGAAAAGAAGCCAAGGUUAUGAUAAAUUUAAAUCAUCACUGUAUAGUGAAGCUCCUAGGAAUUUGUAUUGGGCCGCCGUUGCAGAUGAUUCAAGAAUUAGUUCCUUUGGGCUCAAUAUUACAAUAUAUUGACAUGCACCCAAAUGAAAUUAACCCUAAUUUUGAAUUUCAAAUUUGGGCUGCCCAAAUCGCCUGUGGAAUGCAUUAUCUUGAAGAAAAUAGAUUUGUCCAUAGAGAUUUAGCUGCGAGAAAUAUUCUAUUAUCGACAAAAUAUCAAGCCAAAAUAAGUGAUUUUGGCCUUUCCAGAGCAUUGUCAACUGAUAAGGAGUAUUAUAGUUCAUUGCGUGGGGGCAGAUGGCCUCUAAAAUGGUAUGCGCCGGAGUCAUGCAAGGUUGGACAUUUUGAUCACAAAAGUGACGUUUGGAGCUUUGGUAUAACCAUAUGGGAAAUGUAUUCGUUCGGAGCUUCUCCAUAUGGCGAUAUGAAGGGAGGAGAGGCAAUAGCACUGAUCGACAAAGGGGAAAGACUAAGUCAACCUGAAGCCUGUCCAGAUCACAUAUACAAAAAGAUGCUACAGUGUUGGACACUCGACAGCAGUGAGCGGCCUACUUUCAAAGAACUGGCGGAAUUUUUCAAAUCUGAUCCGGAAUAUAUAAACGUGAAGGAGUUAAUACCUGAAGUAAAUUUAGGUUAAAAGUUUCCAAUUAACUACAAGGUACCUAUGUGAUUUGCGCCCAGAAAUUACUGCCGAAUGAUUAAAUUUUUGCUGGUCAAAAAAAAUCGUGAUUUUGUAUAUAUUAAAUUUAAAAAAAAAUUUUGUGCUAUUUUUUUUGGCUGGCGGUCUAUAAAUGAGUAAAUUAGCGAAUCAUUAAGUUUUUUCUUCUAACUAGCUCUCACGUUUCUUAUCAACGUGUCAUUGGAUUAGGAUAUCUGUAUUCGCAAAAUAUCUAAAUCUUCUUUUAAAAGAUAAGGAAAUAAAGGGUCAAGAUAACUUUUCUCUAAGUAAGUUACAAAGGCAUUUCGCAUAGGCAUACAAAUAAAUAUUAUCACAAAUUUUGAAAACAAAAAAAUAAAAAUAAGAUAUAGAUAUAGGCACUAGCCAUAAUUAUUUUUAUACAUAUACUCUAAGGAUAUGACUAAUAUAUUUUAUGUUACCAUGGUACCUACAUGACAUUUAAGAUUUUUAAUUACUUGUUAAGUUUGACAUACAAGGUGUCCCUCAACGAAUUGCGUCUAUGGAUAUAGGAGAAAUUAUACAAAGACGUUCGUGGAAAAUUUGGUAACCCAGUAAAAUUGAUGCGAGCAGUCAAACAAGAAUCAGUCGCCAAGUAGAUGAGCAAUAUUUUUAUUGGAACAUUGUAUAUUCCAGAAGUUUUGAAUUCUACUGGUAAUUCUAAGCAUGUAUAAUAUUCUAUACCUAUCUUCAACUAUUUUUGACUAUCGACAAUAUUUAAAUCACAAAUGCUCACAGUUAAUUAAUCGUUAAUUUUUUGAUUAAAGGUAACCCAACUUUUGAUGGCCAUUUGUUAUUUUGCGCAAGGGUGUGUACCUGCACAUAUUUUAUUUUCAGGUUUUUCUUUUACUGGGUGGCCGCAGAACAUUAUUAGAAGUUGACUCAAAAAAAUGCAGGAAAAAUUAGUUUUGUGAAAUGUCCCACUGUCUGAGUGUCUUAAAAAAAUUAAAAACCCUAAAAAAGUCAUGAUUUUUAUCAAUUUUUGAAUAUAGUCUCUACACAGUGGUUUGUAUCACUUUGAAAAUAGCUACACAUGUUAGCUACUACCUCUAGCAAUCAAGAAAAAUUAGUUUUGUGAAAUGUCCCAAUGAAUUCCAAUGGUUGAAACUAGUUUUCUGACUGUUUUCAACCAAUGAAAUUUGCUCUGGCUGGUUUGUGAUUUCUAUGCGAACAGAUCUGAUGUUGUCUUUCGUAUGGAUAAGAAGGCUAUGAACAUCGUAAAAAAAUUGAAAGGGAAAAAGCUGUCAAGUGUCAACAUAAAUUAUUAUUUAGUGUAAAGUUCUAUCGUCUGUUAUAUAAUUUACUAUAAUAUAAUAUAAUUUGAUUUAUAUUGAAAGUUUUCUUGCCUCGACUGGGAUUUGAAUCCAGGACCCUCGCGUAUCCAGUGCAAUGCUCUACAAACUGAGCUACCGUGGCCUGUUUCAUUUCUACCUUGUCGGUCAAAUCAUUCAUCAAUUUUAAGUUGUUAGUUGUGAAGACCAGCGGCAACCAGCGUUGCACUGGAUAUGCGAGGGUCGGGUUCAAAUCCUAGUCGAGGCAAGAAUAUUUUUCAUCAAUUUUAAUUAAAGUGUCUGCAUGCCACUGAAAUCCAACAUACUGUACUGUAAAUAAAUAAAAAUGCCGGCAGGAUUAAAUUAAACAAACAAAGAUUGUUCAGAUUUAUUUAUUAUUUAUGGAGAAUGUGAUUAAGUGUUAUCAAGAUUUUUUGAUGGAUUUGCUGCAGAAACAGAUAACAUCGUCAAAUCAGUGUAUUUGGGAAAGAGCAUAUUCCGAAAUUUUGAAAACUACCGAUCUGCCAAAGCCAAAAUUCAGAAGAAUGAGCCAUUAACCAGUGUUGCCACCUCGAGAAAAGCUUCCCUUUCUGGAAAAUUUGUGGUUUGCAAAGGGAAAAAUAUGAAAACCUCUGAUUCUUGGAAAUAUUUUAGUUCGAUAUUGCUCGCAUCAAUUUUCCUAGAUUGCCAAAUUUGCAAAAAACAAUGUGUUUGCAUAUUUUCUCCUAUAUUUAUCGAUUGACGCAGUUCGUUAACAUCCUGUACAGGGUUUUCGAUUAUAUUUAAGCCUUUACUAUUUAAGAUUUAAAAAAAAUUGUUUUUAAUGGAGAAACGGAAUUUAUUUUUUUUCUCAGAAACUAUUGAAGGUAAAGCUAUAAAAUCAUUGAAAUCAGCUCAAAAAUAGCUAUGCAAUGAAAAAAUAAUAUACGGGGUGUCCCAUUAAAAAAAAAAUACAACUUUGGUUAAUAUUCCAAAAUCGGUGGCAUCUGGAAAAAAAUGUUCAUGCCACUGGAUUCUACUUGAAAAACUGCCUAAAGAGCUCAAGAAUGUGCUCCCAGAUUUCUGAUAUCUCUGCUGGUUUUCGAUAUAGUUCAUUAAAACAUCGAAAAUGGGCCACCCUGUACAAUUGACCCAUUCGAUCCGUAUGAUAAUUAUCGGUAAAAUAUACUCCGUUAAUAAUAAGAAUUUCCUACUGGCUGGUUGGCGGAUUUCUUGCUCAUUAAAAUUUAAAAACAAAUAGGUCAUGAAAAUCCUACGAGUUCAAUUUCUUUUUGGGCUGGCUCAAUCUCAUGUUUUGAUUAAUAUAUCAAGUCUCCAAUAAUUCGAGUAAAAAAAACUUCAACCCCUUGAAAAAUUAAAACCGUGAUAUGUGACUGAAAUCAAGUUUAGAACGUAUACCCACUAUUAAUUAUCGUGAUUUCAAAAAAAAAGACGCAAAAAAAAACUUUCCCCGUAUACUUUCAACUUAAAUAUUUAUUUCCAAAUCAGUUUUAUUGACAAAAAUAGUUGAAUAAAUUCAAAUGUGGCCUGCUCCCUUUAUGGGAGCAAGUGGCCACUAGUUGUGUCCAAGCACGAGCUCAAGCCCGCUAGCUAGAAAGCAGAAAUAACUGUCCCAGGUUUCUUAAUUGUGACAAAUAUACAUCUUUCUUUCACAGGAAUUUGCUGGCUCCAGGCCAUAUGAAUUUAAAAAGUCGUAGGAUUGAGAGGGUUAAAUUUAUUAAUAGAAAUAAACAUAUUCAGGGUUUGUGUAAACAGCACAUAACAUAACAUAAAAAAUAAGAUAAAAUAAGACAAGAUACAAAAUAACAUAAGAAAUGAUUUCUAACCAAUCAGCUGGUACUGGUAUCUACCGAAAACACUAUAUUAACCCGCUUUAUUCAUCUUCAGAUAAACUUGCUGGUAACUAUCUGUUAGAUAAAUUAACCGUUCUAUAAUUCUAUUGGUCGGCGGAUUACUGGCCGACCAAUGGGAUUACAGAUUGCGUUUUUAUCCGUCAGAUUGCAUACCUGACAGUUUAUCAAAGUUGAAUAAAUCGGCCCCCAAUCAAAAAAUGUAUUAAUUAAUAAUUCAGCAGAAACACGAAAAUAAAUACCGAACUCCAAAAAAUUACCAAAAACCCAAAGCAAAAUCAAAAUAAUUUUGAUUUGAAUGUUUUGUUUUGUACUGGGCCAAUGUCGACGUCGAAAAAAGAUUAUGCGCAUAAAAUAAUACAUAAAACUAAAAGUUAACCAAUCUUCUUAUUUCUUAUGUUAUGUUACGUUAUGUUAUGUUAUAUGUCUGUAUAAACUCACCUUUACUCAGAUAUUAACUAUUUAUUUUUGUGUAAAUCAAAAUCUGAACCAAGUCUAUUAUAAUAUAUUAUAGCAUUAAUUUGUUUCUGUUUGUUCAUCCAACGAAAACUUGACUCCCCCUACAUUGUCCUUCAGAAUUAAAGAUUUUUCGGAAAAUACCCAAAAUUUAACCAAAUAAGAUUCUGAGAAAGAAGAAUUGCAGAAAAAAAAAAAUCCCUUGAACGUCAUUCCCUCGGUCAUCCCUGAAAUUCGCAUGACAAAAAACUUGGUUUUGUUCAACUUCUGCAUUUUUAUUUCAAACUGAAUUUUUUCUUCUGCCUUAUAUACCGCUUAAAAUAGAAAAAGCUGGUUGUUUGCAUUUACGGAUAAAAAUACCUCUAAUUUGAUGCCAUGAGCCAUUUGAAAUUCUUAAGAGGGUUGGUGUGACGUUAGGUUUGCCUUUUAUUACAAUUCUUUUCUCAUACAAUCUAUUUGACCGAAAAGGUUUGGGGGGGGGGUCAAGUUUUGAAAUAAUGUAAGUCAUGUGAGGGUGAAAAAAGAUAUUGAGAAUAGCAUGAAAAUUAUAUUCCAAAAGGAAAAAAAAAUCUUGUGCCAUAAUGUUAAGAAAUUUAGUUGAGGCCUUAGUUGAAGAUUCCCAAAAUCCUAAACAUUAUUUUUUAUUAAAUAUUAUGUAUACAUUUA
Molecule: messenger RNA, 6657 nt
Organism: Ceutorhynchus assimilis (cabbage seed weevil)
Lineage: Eukaryota; Metazoa; Arthropoda; Insecta; Coleoptera; Curculionidae
Source: the annotation of a GenBank genome assembly